This is a messenger RNA of Tuber melanosporum (Perigord truffle), 195 nucleotides long. RefSeq lists its product as uncharacterized. The record is from RefSeq and is a predicted model, not a curated record. Bases 1 to 195 code for a protein of 64 amino acids. Lineage: Eukaryota; Fungi; Ascomycota; Pezizomycetes; Pezizales; Tuberaceae. The transcript is spliced from 4 exons.
AUGACCGCAAAGGAGGCACAUGCCAGCUUAAAAAUUCAGAAAGUGAUCUGCGGAGCAAAGGGGUUGGAUGUGACCGAACUUAUUCACAGGCUUACUACCCGUGAUGCAAUUUUCUCAGUUGACAACGCCAAACGUCUUGCUGAGCUCAAGUGGCAAUGUGGCUAUAUCAUCAAACGCCGGAAUGCCGAUUUCUAA